Molecule: messenger RNA, 1007 nt
Organism: Aedes albopictus (Asian tiger mosquito)
Lineage: Eukaryota; Metazoa; Arthropoda; Insecta; Diptera; Culicidae
Product: ankyrin repeat domain-containing protein 49
Exons: 2
Coding region: 121-816 (231 amino acids)
Molecular function (GO): protein binding
Source: RefSeq, a predicted model, not a curated record
UGAUAACCGAAACAAAAUCAGAAAUUCAGAAAAUGUGCAGUUGCUGCGCGCAUUUUGAUCCGAAAUCCAUUCAAAAAAUCCCUGAUUUUAAUUCCCAGAAAAUCAGUGAAAACUAAACCAAUGGCGAUGCAAAAAUCCGGCUCCGAGUGGGAGAAAAUAGCCCAGGAAAUUGAAGAUGACAAACGGGACGAAAUAGAGACACUGGAAGAUUUGGAGGAAAAAAUGCGUAAAACACCGCGGGGAAUGUUUACCAGUGGUUGGGACGACCCGGAUGAUCUGAUCGAGGAGGAUCAAAAUCCUGAAGCUUCGUUGGAACGACUAGCACUGUGGGCAGCCGGAGAAGAUAAGCUUGAGGUUCUCGAACAGGUGCUCGCCAAAAAACCGUCGGUGGUCAGUGCCGUUGACAACGAUGGGUACACUCCGCUGCACAAGGCCUGCUACAACAACAACGUGGAAAUGGCCAAACUGCUGCUGCGGAACGGAGCCGACCCAAAUGCCCAAACCGAACUGGGCUGGACGCCGUUGCAUUCGGCCUGCAAGUGGAACAAUGCCGAAUGUGUCGCUCUGAUGUUGCAGCACGGGGCGGACGUUAAUGCGACCUCUCAUGGAAGUCAAACUCCGUUGCACAUUGCUGCCAGUGUGUCCAAUGCUCGCAGCACUCUGGUGACGCUGCUGAUGGACGAUCGGAUCCAACCGGAUUUGGUGAACAACUCUGGAGAGAAGGCAGCCGACAUUGCCAAGAAAAGUGGCCUUGCGUUUCCGCUGUUCGCUAUGGCUCAGUCAGCUUUGACCGUGGAAACUGGUAUGCUGGAUUAGGCUACGAUGUUUUUGGCAACGUGAUUUUAGGGCGUUAAUGGGUAAGUAAUCAUAGCAAUACAAAUAUUUAUUUCAUUGUAGAAAACGAUUUUGUAAUGUGUGGUGAAUAUCACUUAUUCAGUCUAAAGCUUAUUCAUUUCCUAAAACAAAAUAUUGAUAUUUCUAGCGUUUGCUAGCUUAGCCGUUUUAAU